UAAUUUAUUGGUGGUUCUGUUAUUACUCUGCUUUUUAUUAUACGGCUGAAUGAAAAAAAUAUUAAAUAAUAUUGAUUUUACAGUUAUAUUCAUAAAUUUAGUACUUAGAAUUAAAGUUGCUAUUUGGUGUCAUUAAGUUAAAAUAGCUUCUCAACAAUUUCAUCCUAUAUUUUAUGAUAAUUCAUUGUCAUUCAUUCAAUUUUUGAACUAUGCAAAUAAAAGAUCCAGAACGUUUCAAAACUUGGCUAACAGCUGUCUUAGGUCCUAUAUGUGAAGCUGAACCAGCAGCAUUAGCUAAAUACAUAUUUGCCUUAUUAAAACGAGAUCGUCCUAAAGAUGAAUUACAAAAGUUUCUUUUGUCUCAAUUAGAUGAGUUCUUAAGCGAUGAAACAGAAAAUUUUACUUCUCUACUUGUUGAAACUUUACAAAAUGAAUCGUAUCUCAAUGAUCCAAUCGAAGUAAAAUCUGAAACUGCUGUUACGUCAUCUGGAGAAAAGUCUGAUACUGGUGACAAAGUCGACGAUAAAAAUAAAGAAGAAGAAAAAAUAAGGUCACGAUCUCGGUCAGUUGUACGUUCUAGAUCACCUAGGAGUAAAGACUUGAAAUAUAAUAAGUCUAAAAGAUAUCGACGUGAUGAUCAUUCUAGUGAUGAAGACGAAGAAAGAGAAUCUUAUCGUAAAUACCGUUAUCAUGGAAGAUCAUGGUCACCUAGACGUUCAAAAUCUCCUAAGUUUAAACGCAGAUUUAGAUCUCCAAAAAAUCGUUCACGUUCUAGAUCAGCAUCUCUUGAACGUCUUAAAAAACCUAAAGAAGAUAUUUUUGCUGAAUUUAAAAAAACUGAAGGAAUUGAGAAAAAAACAUUAGGUCGAUGUGUUGAUUUUGAUGAAAAAGGAUAUUGUAUGAAAGGAGACUUAUGUGUCUAUGAUCAUGGUAAAGAUCCUGUUGUGUUAGCCAAUGGUGUUCUUAGUUUCCAAAAUGCUGGUACCUCAUUUAAUAAUCCAAUAAAUCCCUCUUUUCCUGUUGUCCCUAUGGUUCCAAAUGUUGUACCUGUACAACCUUAUCCACCUACACAAAAUCAAAGAAUGUACUAUCCUUCUACUGAAGGAUCUUAUUGGGUUCGAGGUGGUGGUGAUCAAAAAUUUUCCAACCAGAAAAGAGAGUUAGUUAGUGUACCAACUGGUGAAAAUCCCAACCGUUUCAAACGAAAAAAUAAUUUCAAAAAAGAAGAUAACAUAAAUAACAAUAAAAAGCCAAAAUUUGAUUAUAGAAGACUUGGUCCUAAAGUUUCAUCUAAUGAAGUACAGCUAAAAAAUGUGCCAGAAAAUUUAAACAACAUUAGUAGUUUAAAUAAUAGCUUUAUGAAGUUUGGUAAAAUUACCAAUAUACAAACAAGUAGUGAAAAUAAAGAAGCUACAAUUACAUUCUCCACUAUUCAAGAGGCACAUAAAGCUUAUCAAAAUAUUGAAACUGUUUUUGGCACACUUCCUAUUACAGCAAAUUGGUUUUCUGAUAACACAGAAAUAAAGCCAAUAGAAGAAAAAAAUAUUACACCUCAGAAAUCCAAAACUCUAUCCUUAGACAAUAGAAUUACUAUAACUCCAGCACGAUUAUCUAAUGAAACCGAAGCACAGGUUAUUAAGUCAUCACUAAUUAAAAAGCAUGAGGAGGCUAAAAAGCUUGCACAAGACUUUUCAGCUGCUAUUACUAAAAGAAAACAAGAAUUAUUGGACAAACAACUUGAACAAUUAAAUAAAUUAUUAGAAGCUGCUCCUAAUGUUAAAGGAGAACAAAAACAAAUACUAAUGGCAACGAUUAACCAGCUGAAAAAUAAUAUUGAAAAUAUCCAAGCAGACUUAGCUUCUGCUGUUAAAAAAUCAACUGAUCCUAUUAAUAAAGAUUUUAAAGUCAUACCAAAUGUUGUCCCAAAAAUUCCAACUAAAGAAGACAAAUUGUUAGAAUCCAAACAAGAAGCUUUGAAAAAUUUAUUAAUAACUGAUCUUGAUUUAUUUAUUAAACAACAACAGGGUAAUAGUGAUGAAAAAGAAAUAUUAGAAUUGAAAAAAAAUGUUAUUAUUUUAAAAAAUAAACUGAAAGCUCUAGGAAUUUCUACUUCUUCAGGAACUGCUAAAACUGCUCAUCAAAUGAAAGAAAAACUGUCAAUUGCGAAUAAAUUAUUAGAAGCCAAGAAUAAAGUAAGAGAAACAAAAUCUACUAGUAUAUCAGUAGACCACAGACCAACUCAGCUACUAGUAUCUGGUUAUGAAGCUGAUGAUGAGGAUCAAGUCGUGACUCACUUUUUACAAUUUGGUAAUAUUGUAGAAUACAUAUCAGAUACUAUAAUUCCUGCCUUAGUUAUCAAAUAUGAAACAAGAAAGGAUGCUGAAACAGCACAGAUAAAAGGAAAAUUAUUUCAAGAUAGGAGGUUGUCUGUUACUUGGUAUAAUCCUCAACAUGAUUUUGUUGAUACUUCUAAUAUUAAAGCAGGGCCAUGUAUGGAUGCCCAGUUAAUUGAAAACUCACCAGCAAAAAACUUAGAUGAUAAAGAUUAAGAUUACAUUUUUUUAUUUUGUUGACAAUUAUUUUUAGUGUUUGAUUAUGUACACCUUGG
Messenger RNA from Daktulosphaira vitifoliae (grape phylloxera), 2608 nucleotides. It is a transcript of the gene swm, whose product is annotated as RNA-binding protein 26. Gene Ontology annotation, cellular component: nucleus. NCBI's taxonomy places the organism in Eukaryota, Metazoa, Arthropoda, Insecta, Hemiptera, Phylloxeridae. The transcript is spliced from 2 exons. Gene Ontology annotation, molecular function: metal ion binding; RNA binding. Gene Ontology annotation, biological process: mRNA processing. The record is from RefSeq and is a predicted model, not a curated record. The coding region runs from base 210 to 2549 and encodes 779 amino acids.